AUGCCGUCCAAGACGGGUACAAAGCUGUCCAUCCUGGGCAUGCUCGAUCUGCUCCCCGGCGUCGUCUCAAUCGUCGCCGCCGGCCUGCUUGCCGUGCUGACGGGCCUGUUCCGGGGCCAAAAAGACGCGCCCAGCCUGCAUCUUCACAUUGCCUACGCCGUGCUGCGCAAGGCCACGACCAGACUGACGCCUCUUCAACUGCAAUUCGUCUCGCCCCUGACCGACGUCGUGUACAAGCAGUAUGCGCGCUCCGCCAAGAUCAAGCCCGAGACGGUAGCCCUGGGAGCCGGCGCCCACGGCCACUGGCUCGGGAACAAGGACGCGGCCAACGUCCUGGUCUGGUACCACGGCGGCGGCUUCUGCCUGCCCGCCAACCUGGGAUACUUCAAGUUCCUGCAGAGCCUGGUGGCAUCGUCGCACCGGGCGGGCCAGGAGCUGGCCGUCUUCGUGCUGACCUACUCGCUGGCCCCGGGCGCGGCGUACCCGACGCAGCUCACGCAGGCCGUCGAGGCGCUGCGCUACAUCCUCGACGAGACGGGCCGCACGCCGGCGCAGGUUCUCAUCGGCGGCGACUCGGCGGGCGGCAACCUCGUCAUGGGCGUGCUGUCGCACCUCGCCCACGGGCACCCGGCCAUCCGCAGGCUCGAGGUGGCCGAGCCGCUCGCCGGCGCCGUCGGCAUCGCGCCCUGGACCCUGAUCGGCGAGGACCACGGCGACCGCGACAUUUACCACGGCGGCGACCUCAUCACGCCCGCCGUCGACGGGCCCUGGUCCCAAGCCUUCCUGGGCGGCGCCGACAAGGACUACUUUACGAGCGCGUCGACGGCGCCCCGGAGCUGGCUCGCCGCCUUCCCCCUCAAGCGAGUCCUGAUACUCGGCGGCGGCAACGAGAUCCUGCUGCCUGCCAUUGAGGAGCUGGCAGACAACCUCAAGGCCGCGCUGCCCAACGUGGAGUUGUUUAUAGGACACCGCGAAGCUCAUGUUGCUCCCGUGUACAACAUCUACGUUGGGGACAAUACAGAAACACUGCAGGGCAAAAAGAUCAAGGCGUGGUUGAGAGAAAUAUUAUAG
Molecule: messenger RNA, 1071 nt
Organism: Metarhizium brunneum ARSEF 3297
Lineage: Eukaryota; Fungi; Ascomycota; Sordariomycetes; Hypocreales; Clavicipitaceae
Molecular function (GO): lipase activity
Source: RefSeq, a predicted model, not a curated record